Messenger RNA from Vicia villosa (hairy vetch), 3919 nucleotides. RefSeq lists its product as uncharacterized. Lineage: Eukaryota; Viridiplantae; Streptophyta; Magnoliopsida; Fabales; Fabaceae. The coding region runs from base 108 to 1778 and encodes 556 amino acids. The record is from RefSeq and is a predicted model, not a curated record. The transcript has 11 exons. Gene Ontology annotation, biological process: RNA processing.
AAGUUUGCAUCUUUAUCAUCAAAUCUUUGUAACUAAGUUCCUACAUAUUCAUUCCACUUUGCGGCCAUACAACACUCGACAGUGCAGUUUCUGAUUCAAACCGCGAAAUGGUAACCAUUUCAAACCUAACUAACACUCUUCCACUCCACUUUCGAAAAUUCAAAUUCGCAUCAUCUUCUUCAUCUUCAUCUUAUCGUUUUCCUCUCUCCACUCUCUCAUGUUCCAUUCCAGAACCACAACAACCCAACACCACUACUUCAAUUUCCAAAACCCCUAAUUCCAACUCCAAUGCCACUUCCUAUUUCCCUAAACGCGGCCAAACCCUCGAAUUGCUCUGCGAAUCCCUCGCUUACAAAGGAAAAGGUCUAUGCAAAGUCGCCGAUACCGGUUUUGUUGUCAUGUGCGACCGUGCACUUCCCGGCGAACGCUUCAUCGGACGUAUCACUCGGAAAAAGGGUAAUUACGCUGAAGCUACUAAGCUUGAAACUUUAACUCCUCCUUUUGAUACUGUAGAUGCACCUUGUGCCUAUGUUCCUCAUUGUGGUGGUUGCAAGACGCAGAAUUUGGCUUAUCAAGCUCAGGUUAAAACUAAAGAGGAACAGGUUCGCGAUUUAGUCAUACAUGUUGGAAAGUUUUCUCAGAAAGAAUUGGAAUUGCAUGGGAUUAUGAAGCCUAUUGUUCCUUGUGAUAUUCAGUUUCAUUAUAGAAACAAGAUGGAAUUCUCAUUUGGUCCAUAUAAAUGGUUGCCUAAAGAGUCAGUGCACGAAAGAAAUGUUGAUGGUGGAAGUGAAAAUUAUGCACUUGGAUUGCAUGUUCCUGGUUUUUUUGAUAAGAUUAUAAAUGUUGACAAAUGCUUACUCCAAACUGAUCCUGCUAAUAAGGUUCUUGCAGCUAUCCAAGAGUGUUGGAGGGAACCACAACUUGGUUUCUCUCCCUACAAUGCUCAUUCACACGAAGGAUUUCUUAAGCAUUUGAUGCUGAGAAGUGGAAGGGAUGUAACGACCGGUCUGCCUGAAGUAAUGGUCAACUUUGUGACAUCUUCCUACAAGCCUGAGCUGCUGAAGGUCCUAGUUGAUAAAGUUUCUGCAUUUCCUGAAGUGGUAAGCAUCGUGAAUAAUGUAAAUACUUCUGUUGGCAACACAUCUGUUGGGGAGGAGGAAUACACUUUGCAUGGGAAAUCUAGCAUUACAGAGACCUUAAGAGGGCUUACCUUCCAAAUAUCAGCAAACUCUUUCUUCCAAACAAAUACUCAUCAGGCAGAAGUGUUGUAUAAACUGAUAGAAGAAUGUGCUGGCAUCAAAGGAGAUGGCUCAGAAAUUGUCCUUGACCUGUUUUGUGGAACAGGCACCAUAGGUCUUACACUUGCCAGAAGUGUAAAGCAUGUUUAUGGCUAUGAAGUAGUUCCUCAAGCCAUUGCAGAUGCCCGACUUAAUGCGGAGUUAAAUGGCAUACAAAAUGCAACAUUUGUUCAGGGGGAUCUCAAUAAAAUUGAUGAAAAUUUUGGGAAGGAUUUUCCUAAACCAGACAUUGUUAUUUCAGAUCCCAACCGCCCAGGGAUGCACAUGAAGUUGAUUAAAUUCCUGCUAAAUCUUAGGGCACCUCGCAUAGUUUAUGUAUCAUGCAAUCCUGCCACAUGUGCACGGGACCUUGAUUAUCUCUGUCAUGGUGUGGCAGAGCUGAAUAUAGAAGGGUGUUACAAGCUAAUAAGCCUACAGCCAGUUGACAUGUUCCCACACACACCUCAUAUUGAGUGUGUUUGCCUUCUGGAGCUUUGUUGAUCUGUGAUCCUUUAAGCCUUUCCAUUUCAAGGAGAUAACAAGCUUGGUACUAGUUAUAGGUCAAGGUUGGGUCUUCAAGGUGAAAAGUGGGAAAAACAUACUUUCACGCUGCAAGGUUUGACCUAAUUUCUUGCCUAACCAAAGCUAUUACAGUGUACAAAAUCAUUUUGAAUGGUAGUAGCAUUGGUAUGCAUGCAUGGAUGAAUGCAUAGUUGCCCACUUUCUAGAAUUUCUCAUGUAAUCUAUUCAUGCAGAGCCCUCAAAGGUUGGAUUAGUUCUUCAAAAUGUGGAUUACUAUCCCACUUCUUAUGGCUUGCCCAUCACGAUUCUUGCAUAAACCUACAUUUGUCAGACUCUGGUAUUACUGAAGAAGGUUGAGAUGCAAGUGCAUGAAAAUCAGAUGUUUGGUUAUAUGAGUAAACACUGUUCAUUGUGAAUAUAACAUAUAUAUUCAGUAUGAAAUAUCAUAUUCUGUUCUUUACCUCUGUCUUUGUAAUGUUUUCUAGACUAAUAAGUGCUGUUGUCAUGCCGGGUAAGAAAAUAAACAGUAUGGACUGGUGUAAGCUUUCAAUUAGUUUGGAACUUCAUAUUUAUAUCAUUAUUCAGAGCCAGCUUUCUCUGCGAUGAAAGGAGUACUGGCUCAAACUUAAAACAGCCAUGAAUCUUAACGGAUAUAUCCACCAACUUGUAUGCUAAGCAAGACCUGUUUGAUUUUCACCAUUCUCAACUUAUUAUAGAAUGUAUCUUUUUGUAGAGCACUAACUAACUCUACCUUUUUGCAAUUUGUUAUCUUUUGAUGAGUAAUAAAUUGUUAACCGCCUUGAAAUACUUGAUUCAUCUGGCUGGACAUGUCAAAUGAGCUUUAGAAUUGAACCUCCAACUGAUACAGAUGCAUUUCAGGACCACUAAAGUAGGUCUUAGUUGAUGGGCUUAUUCAGUAAAUAGCUGAAGCCCAAAUAGAUGGAUCCAUGGUUUGUAGAAUAAUUGGGCCUGGCAAGAUAUUGGCACCCCCACUUUUGCAUCUAGUCUACCCAUGAUAGUUGAAGCCUGAAAUUGGGAAAUAAGAUGGUUGUUAUACAUCUAACACCAACACCUACAUUGAAUGAAAUGAGAUGGUUGGUACAUUGUUUAAAUUCCAGAUAGAUAUUGAAAAUGUCAUGUAAAUGGAUGUGUACAUGGAAUAUUGUAGAAGUGUACUUGGGGUAGCAAAACUAGUGUAUUGAUUUUCUGUGUCAGUUUAGAUCCAUUGAAUCUGAGUGGAAGUAAAUGUAGUUAGAUCUUGCAUUAGAUUCCAUUAACUCAACAGCCGUAGUUCUGGAUUAAAACUUGAAGAAAAUGAUGAAUGAAAUAAUGGUAAUUGAGUUAUUUCUUCAACUAUACAAGGAGGAGGAAACAAAAGAAAAGGACAUAGAUCAUAAUUAACAUCGUAGUAGGGUCUUAUACUUGAUUGUUGAGCUAGAGCCAAUGAAUGUGACAAGCCUAGUGUACAUAUGCAUGCAUGAUAGGAAGAAAAAACACAGUCACUGCCAAUGACUGCGACAAUUCAUGUAUGGUUGACAUCAUGCAGGAAAUGGAAAGAGCUGGCAAAUGGGGUUUAGUGUUCAUUUGACAUUACUAUGUGAACUCUUUGAAUGAAGGGAUUGAGAAUAAGUAAGGGUGUGUUUGGAUUGGCGGUGGACAGAAUUGAUUCUAGUAGAAUUGAGUCUGGUAGAAUUGAUUCUAGCAGAAUUGAUUUAUGUUUGGAUACAUUUUUGUAAAAGUGAGUUGAAUAAUAAAUUACAGUGUAAAAAUCAUCCAGAAUCAAUUCUGGAGGCAGAAGCUACAAAUUCUAGCUUCAAGUAGAAUCAAUUUUGGAGACAGAAUCAAUUCUACUUUUGUCAAACCAAACAUCUUAAAAUUAUCCAGAAUUGAUUCUUCACCUCUAGAAUUGCUUUUGCCCUUUUCAAAAGCCAAACCAAACAUGCACUAAGAGUGCUUCUAGCAUGGGCCAUGUAAUGGGUUUGGAUAAGUCAAUCCUAACACAACAAUUUUUCCAAUUUCUUCUCGAGGUUAUCAGCGAAGGUUAUAGCAAUUAAUGUAACAAACCUGGUUUACUUUUGCACUUCUAGCAAAAUAAAAUGAUCAAAGUCAAUAUUGUCCAA